CAUCUCUGUGAGGAGGGGUGUGUGGCUGACUGCGACAGGAACUUUAAAGACGCCUGAAAAAUACAGUUUUACCACAAAAGAGAGAGACAGUCAUCGUGUCAAAAUGCUUAUGUUAUCGUUUCUUAGCUCAGUUCCCAGGUCUUGUUUCCGAACUGCGUUGCUAGUUUCGCGGAUUGUAGCUUCAUUGAAUCAGCUAGCUAACUGCCUCUGCUGUCACACAACCAAGCUCAAACUUCACAUUCAAUACAUAAAUAGCCGUGCGCGUGUUGACAUGGCAAUUCAUGGAAAUAGUCUAAUGAUAACCGUCAUAAAGUCCUGAUAGAGCUUUUUGGUGUAUAUACCACCACUGUUAUCAAGGUGGCUAACAUGCUAGCUCCGGUUUGACAGCGCGUUGGUUAUUAGCUAAUACGAGCAGUCGGUGCUCUACUUAGACCGUGUCCGUAUCAUAACACUCGGCUCAUCAUCACGCUUGUUGUGUUGUUUUUAAUUUAACUGCGACAUUCGUGGUAAGUCACAGCUGCGCUGCUCAAAUAUAGCUAGCUAACUAGCUAGCUCUUGACCCAACAAGUCAACAAGCGCCAAAAAGCAAACAGCGUCAGUCUCGUCAGAGCUGAUUCAAUUCAAAUGAAUUAAAACAAAUCUACAUGAGGAAAAGCUUACGAAAAGGACAUCAUUGAAGCCGAUUUAGCAAUGUAAACACGGUUGCAUUACAACUGACAACUUAACACACAGGUGCCCAAAACUUGGUUUUAAAACUUAGUACACUAAAAUGUAAUUUAAUAGAAAUUGUGUUAUCUGUCAUAGACAAGGUUACUGACAGGAUGAGGGGCCCUGAGUUGGUUGUUUCAGUACUUGAAUUCAAGCAAACACCACUUUAAAAGUAUAAUUCUAAUAUUUUUUUUAUUUUUUACUGUAAUAUUUAUUAAUUCAUCUUCUACCACGUUAUCCUCCACAUGGGGGUUGCAGGGCCGCUGGUGCCAAUCCCAAAGGCGGGGUACACCCUCGACAGGUUGCCAGUCCAUCACAGGGCCUCAUAGAUACAACCAUCCACUCUCAAACCUACAGUCAAUUUAGAGUGUCCAAUAUAUUAAACACACUGUUGGGGAUAUGUUAAUACAUUGAUAAUUAAAGUAGCAAAUUAAUUUGUAGAAAUUACAUUUGACAAACAUUAUUAAUAAAAUAAGUAAAGAGUGAGCACUAAAAUAAACAGAUUACCCUCAAUCAAAAACCUGGCUGCAUUACAGUCUCAAACCUUAAGUAAGCUGAUACAUCUCCUGACAGUUGUCUUGUACUGGUAGGCAUUUACAUUUGGUGGUGGUUAGCAGCGUACAUCAGAUUUCUUGUUCAUAAACUUUCAGGGAUUUUUUUACCAUCUUGUCCUAUCCUUUUAAAAUGAAACCAUCGGAGUAUAAAUCAAUUCUUCAUUAAUAAAUGAUCCCAUUGUCAGAGCUCUAAGGUUAAGUUUGUGAUUAGAACGUUGUCCUUAUGGUAUGGAAGUAAUAUGUUCGUACAUAUUAUUAGUAACAUAAACCAAUGAAUGGCGUGAAUGAUGACUACCUCUGUCAUAUUCAUGUUCUCUACUUCCUCUUCUUCAGCCAGUGUGUAUCUGACUUGGCUUGGUUGUAAAUGUGUGUUUUGUGUGUUUCACUCCAGCAGCUGAAGCAUGCUCUUGGCUCAGAUAAAUCGGGACUCGCAGGGAAUGGCAGAGUUUCAUGAUGCAGAUGGGCAGCCGGUCACACUCUGUCUGGCAGAGGCUGUGGCAGUCGGAGAUGGUGAUCAGAUGGAGAACAUGGACACUGUGAGCCUGCAGGCUGUUACUCUUGCAGAUGGAUCCACUGCAUACAUCCAACAUGAGUCCAAAUCUUCUUUUUCUGAUGGGCAGCUCAUGGAUGGCCAGGUGAUCCAACUGGAGGACGGCUCUGCUGCCUAUGUUCGGCAUGUGUCAAUGCCUAAAGCAGGGGGUGACAGUUUACAGCUUGAAGAUGGACAGGCAGUUCAGCUAGAGGAUGGAACAACAGCCUACAUACACACACCCAAAGAAACAUAUGACCAGAGUGGCCUCCAGGAAGUGCAGCUGGAGGAUGGCAGUACAGCCUACAUCCAGCACACGGUGCACAUGCCCCAGCCCAACACCAUCCUGGCCAUCCAGGCUGAUGGAACCAUUGCAGACCUCCAGGCUGAUGCCACUGCCAUAGACCACGAGACUAUCAGUGUGUUGGAACAGUACACCACCAAGGUAGAGAAUAUCGAAAACCCUCUAGGAUCAUACGGCAGAGUGGAAGCAGACAAUGGCGUUCACAUGAGGAUCGUGUUACAGGGUCAAGACAACAGGCCAGCAAGAGUCUCGAAUGUAGGAGAGAAGUCAUUCCGUUGUGAAUAUGAGGGCUGUGGAAAGCUCUACACGACUGCCCACCAUCUCAAGGUACAUGAGCGCUCGCACACUGGAGACAAACCAUAUGUCUGUGACUUCCGUGGCUGUGGAAAGAAAUUUGCAACAGGGUAUGGAUUGAAGAGUCACUCACGCACACACACAGGGGAAAAGCCAUAUAGAUGUCAGGAACUGAACUGCUGCAAGUCCUUCAAAACCUCUGGUGACCUUCAGAAGCACACAAGGACUCAUACAGGAGAGAAGCCUUUUAAAUGUCCUGUAGAUGGCUGUGGCAGGUCGUUCACCACGUCUAAUAUCCGCAAAGUUCACAUCCGAACACACACUGGGGAGCGGCCAUACUACUGCUCUGAGCCGACCUGUGGGCGGUCCUUUGCUAGUGCAACCAACUACAAGAACCAUAUGAGGAUUCACACUGGAGAGAAACCAUAUGUGUGCACAGUGCCUGGGUGUGAGAAGCGGUUCACAGAAUAUUCCAGCCUUUACAAACACCAUGUUGUUCAUACACCCUGCAAACCUUACAACUGCAACCACUGUGGGAAAACCUACAAACAGAUUUCCACACUCGCCAUGCACAAACGCACAACCCACAACGACACAGAGCCUAUCGAGGAGGAGCAGGAGGCGUACUUUGAACCACCGGCAGAUGCCAUUGAUGAUCCAAAUUGCAACUAUACAACAACAGUGGUUGGGGGAGAGGACUCCGGCUCAGAGCAGGCUACAGUGGAGAGCACUGACAUGGUUAGUCAGCAACAUGUUACCUUGGUGAAACAGGAAGAUGGGACCCAACAGCAGGUCAGUAUCUCGGAAGCGGACUUGCAAGCCAUGGGUGGCACAAUCACCAUGGUAACCCAAGAAGGCACAACUAUAACCAUUCCUGCCCAUGAGCUGGCAAUGCAAGGGGCUCACUCAGUCACCAUGGUAACAACAGAUGGCUCAGAUGAACAGGUGGCCAUCAUGACACCCGACAUGGCCUCAUUCCAAUCUGUGGAGGAGGCAGGCUACAGUCAAGAUCAUCCUGUCACGUUACUGGCCACCUCCAAUGGCACUCACAUUGCUGUGCAGCUCAGUGAUCAGCCUUCGCUGGAGGAAGCCAUCAGAAUAGCAUCAAGAAUACAACAAGGAGAGUCACCAGGCCUGGAUGAUUAAUGGACUCAUUUUGAACUGUGAUUAAGGAUCAAAACCAUCUCAAUGGAUUAUAUCAAGAAAAGAAAUUAAGUCUUCCACCAUGUUUUUUUUUCCACAGAAGAACUUUGCUUUUAUGUGUAAAUAGUAUUUUGAUAACUGGAGUUCCGCUAUGCUAAUUUGUCCCUCAGUCAAUAAGAUGGGAGAGGAGCAAAUGCUUUCUAAUGUUUAUGACGCACAGUGUACAGUGCAGUGUACAGCUAAUGCUAUUUCUAAUAAAAAAUUUAGUGUAA
Messenger RNA from Solea solea (common sole), 3804 nucleotides. RefSeq names its product zinc finger protein 143b (gene znf143b). The record is from RefSeq and is a predicted model, not a curated record. Gene Ontology annotation, biological process: regulation of transcription by RNA polymerase II. Lineage: Eukaryota; Metazoa; Chordata; Actinopteri; Pleuronectiformes; Soleidae. The transcript has 14 exons. The coding region runs from base 1664 to 3535 and encodes 623 amino acids. Gene Ontology annotation, cellular component: nucleus. Gene Ontology annotation, molecular function: DNA-binding transcription factor activity, RNA polymerase II-specific; RNA polymerase II transcription regulatory region sequence-specific DNA binding.